Arabis nemorensis is the source of this 2259-nucleotide messenger RNA. NCBI's taxonomy places the organism in Eukaryota, Viridiplantae, Streptophyta, Magnoliopsida, Brassicales, Brassicaceae. The record is from the annotation of a GenBank genome assembly.
AUGCUGAGGUUUUUUAUUCUUUUAUCUUUUCUAAUACAUUCUUGUGUUGCGGCACCGGCUGCUACCGCGGCUGCUCCUGCCAAGAAAUGGCUCACCCUUAGCGGGCAAGAGCCUGCGGUUGUGGCUAGAGGCGGCUUCUCGGGUCUUUUUCCGGAAUCGAGCGCCUCUGCAAAUGACAUGGCUAUUAGCACUAGUUCCCCUGGUCUCACAAUGUUGUGCAACCUUCAGAUGACAAAGGACGGUGUUGGUAUUUGCUUGUCUGAUGUCACGCUUGACAAUGCAACCACCAUCUCCACGGUCUUUCCCAAAGCACAGAAGACUUACAAGGUCAAUGGUCAAGACCUCAAGGGGUGGUUUGCCCUUGACUACUUUUCCGACACCAUCUUCUCCAAUGUCUCCCUGGUCCAGAACAUCUACUCUCGGCCCAGCAUUUUCGAUGGCCAAAUGGCAAUUUCCGCCGUGGAGGACGUCAUGGGGACCAAGCCUCCCAAGUUUUGGUUGAGCGUUCAGUAUGAUGCCUUCUACAUGGAACACAAGCUGAGUGCAGCUGAGUACCUGAAAAGCAUGCGUUUCCGCGGCAUUAGCGUCAUCUCAUCUCCGGAGAUUGGUUUCCUGAAGAGCAUCGGCAUGGACGCAGGAAGGGCCAAGACAAAGCUCAUAUUCGAGUUCAAAGACCCCGAGGCAAUUGAACCCACCACCAACAAGAAGUACAGUGAGCUUCAGAAGAACCUCGCAGCCAUCAAGGCCUUUGCUUCAGGCGUUAUUGUCCCCAAAGACUACAUUUGGCCCCUUGACUCGGCUAAGUACCUUAAGCCCGCCACCACCUUUGUAACUGAUGCCCACAAAGCCGGUCUAGAGGUCUAUGCUUCUGGAUUUGCCAAUGAUUGGCGUACCAGCUACAACUACAGCUUUGACCCCUCUGCUGAUUACCUCCAAUUUGUGGACAAUGGCGAGUUCUCUGUUGAUGGCAUCAUCACUGAUUUCCCGCCAACAGCAUCACAAGCCAUCACUUGCCUUUCUCACCAAAAGGGCAAUCUCCCUAAAUCAGGACAUGCAUUGGUUAUAACUCACAAUGGAGCAAGCGGAGAUUAUCCAGGCUGCACCGAUAUGGCUUAUCAGAAAGCGGUCGACGAUGGAGCAGACAUUAUCGACUGCUCUGUUCAAAUGUCUAAAGACGGAGUAGCCUUCUGCCGUGACUCUGCAGACCUCACAGCAAGCACCACUGCCAUGACUAGUUUCAUGUCCCGAGCCACCAGCAUUCCUGAGAUUCAGCCUACCAACGGCAUUUUCUCCUUUGAUCUCACGUGGGCUGAGAUCCAGUCUCUAAAGCCUCAAAUCGAGAGCCCCUUCUUGGCUUCCACGGGCUUCCAGAGAAACCCUGCAAACAAGAAUGCCGGAAAGUUCAUAACUCUCGCUGACUUCCUUGAGUUCGGCAAAGCAAAAGCAGUCACUGGAGUUCUGAUCAACAUCCAGAACGCUGCUUAUUUAGCGUCAAAGAAAGGCCUAGGAAUCGUAGACGUAGUCAAGUCCGCUCUGACCAAUUCCACGCUCGACAAGCAAUCAACCCAAAAGGUUUUGAUUCAGUCAGAUGACAGUUCCGUUCUGGCCACUUUUGAGGGUGUACCUCCGUACACUAGAGUCUUGAGCAUUGACAAGGAAAUUGGAGAUGCUCCCAAACCAUCCAUCGAAGAAAUCAAGAAGCACGCAGAUGCUGUCAACCUUAAGAGAACUUCCCUCGUCACCGUUUCCGAAAGCUUUGCCACAGGGAAAACUAACGUGGUGGAGGAAAUGCACAAGGGGAAUAUCUCUGUUUAUGUAUCGGUGCUAAGAAACGAGUACAUCUCCAUAGCGUUCGACUACUUCUCUGAUCCUACGAUAGAGAUUGCCACAUUCAUUGCAGGGAGUGGCGUUGAUGGAGUCAUCACGGAGUUCCCUGCCACUGCUUCCAGAUACUUGAGGAGUCCAUGCUCAGAUUUGAACAAAGACCAGCCUUAUGCCAUCUUACCCGCAGAAGCCGGCGCUCUACUCUCCGUGGCAGCCAAGGAAGCACAGCCACCGGCUAGUGCCCCGAACCCACCUCUUGAGGCCAAAGACGUGAUUGAUCCGCCUCUGCCUCCAGUUGCAAACGUGGUCUCCUCCAAUGCAACUGGAGGAGCUCAGCCAAAUGCACCUCCUCAUUCAGGCACCGUUGCCAACGCUGCUAAUCUCGGUCUUUCAUCGCUUGCAAUGCUGGCCUUGGGACUCCUCUGUGCUGCCUAA